UAUUCUACGAGUAUUAACCCAAGUGAAAAAAGAGUAUACGACAAAAAGGGAAAAGAAGUUAUGAGUACUAAGAAAGGUAGAAAAGGACCGAUGGAUCUAUAUAUGCUUCAAGGAUCCCAGAAACAACAAGGGCAAGCAGGAGGCUCAAAAUUGAGACAAACAAAUAUAAGUGAUGCUUGUGAUAAAGAAAUAAGAGGAAGAACAAUUCAGCACAUUGCUCGCUUCUUUUAUCAGGCUGGUCUUCCCCUUAGUACAACUCGUUUAGACAGUUUUAAGGAUAUGAUUGAAGCUAUUGGAAGAUAUGGUGCAGGAUUAAAACCUCCAAGUUAUUAUGAGAUGCGAGUUCCAUUGCUGCAAAAAGAGUUGAAUUAUACAAAUGACUUACUAAAGGGUCAUAAAGAAUCAUGGGCAACACGUGGUUGCUCUAUUAUGUCAGAUGUUUGGACUGACAGGAGGCGCAGGAGUAUAAUUAAUUUUAUGGUUAAUUGUUCUUUGGGGACUAUGUUUGUGAAGUCAAUAGAUGCUUCAUCUUUUGUAAAAUCUGGAGACAAGAUAUAUGAUUUACUUGACAACUUCGUGGAAGAAAUUGGAGAACAAAAUAUCGUUCAAAUCAUAACCGACAAUGGAAGCAACUAUGUUUUAGCUGGUAAAUUGCUUGAAUCAAAAAGACAACACUUGUAUUGGACUCCAUGUGCAGCACAUUGUAUUGAUUUAAUGUUGGAAGAUAUUGGAAAGAUCUUAGAAAUCAAGAAAACCUUAGAAAGGGCAAUUUUUGUUGUUGGAUUUCUUUAUAAUCACAUUGGGGCUUUGAAUAUGAUGAGAGAAUUUACAGGGAAUAAAGAAUUAGUGAGACAUGGUGUUACCCGAUUUGCUACUUCAUUCUUGACAUUACAGAGCGUGCAUCGUCAAAAACAUACUCUGAGAAAUAUGUUUACCUCUGAGAAAUGGGUGACAAGCAAAUGGGCAAAAGAAGCAAAAGGCAAGAGGGCUGCUGAUAUCAUCUUAAUGCCAUCCUUUUGGAAUCAUGUAGUUUAUAUAUUAAAGGUAAUGGGCCCUCUUGUUCGAGUCCUUCGGUUGGUGGAUAAUGAAAAUAAGCCUGCAAUGGGAUAUAUUUAUGAGGCUAUGGAUAGAGCAAAGGAGACGAUUAAAAGAUCUUUUAAUGAAAAUGAAGAAAAAUAUGAGAAAAUUUUUACAAUCAUUGACGAAAGAUGGAAUUGUCAACUUCAUCGUCCCUUACAUGCAGCAGGAUAUUAUUUGAACCCUGAAUUCUUUUAUAAGAUUAAAUCUGUUGGAUUUGAUGCAGAAGUUUUGAGUGGGUUAUAUCAGUGUGUUGCAAGAUUAGUUCCCAGCAUUGAGGUUCAAGAUAAGAUUAUUCAUGAAUUAUCUUUAUAUAAAAAUGCUGAAGGUCUUUUUGGAAUUCCAAUUGCCGUUCGAUCCAGGACAACUACCUCUCCAGCUGAAUGGUGGAGUCUAUUUGGAAAUUCCACCCCGAACUUACAGAAAUUUGCUAUCAAAGUACUUAGUUUGACAUGUAGUGCUUCGGGUUGUGAGCGAAACUGGAGUGUCUAUGAGCAUGUAAGUAUUACUAAAUAUUUUUAUUUUAAUUAAUUUAUUUAUUUAGAUAUAUGUAUUAAUAUAUUUUUAAAUUAUAUGACAUGACAGAUUCACUCGAAGAGAAGAAAUCGGUUAGAACAUCAACGAUUGCACGAUCUUGUUUACAUAAAGUAUAAUCAAGCUUUGAAGACUCGUCAUGAUUUGAAAAAUAGAUUUGAUUCAAUCUCAUUGCAAGAUAUUGAUGAUUCAAAUGAGUGGUUAGUAGGAGAAAUGGGUGCUAACUUGCAAGAUGCUGAAGACGAGCUUGUAUUUGAAGAUGAUAGAUUGACGUGGGGAGAUGUGGCAAGAGCUUCAGGUGCUGGAGAAUUACAAACAUAUACAAGACAGAUGUCAAAGAGAAAAAUGAGUGCAAAAGCAUCAAGCUCGGCUCCUGCUAUUGUUGAAGACAUAGAGAAUGAAACAUAUCUUGAUGAAGAGGAAGGAAUCGAAGAACAAGAGGAAGAAGACGAAUUCAAUGAAGAUGAUUUGUGUGAAAAUGACGAUAAUAUUGAUUAUGAUGAAUGACUUUGAUGUAAAAUUUUAAUGUUUUGAAUUUUGAAACUUUUUGUUAAUGUGACAUUGUGAUUUUGUAUCUUAGAUUUUCUUAAUUUAAUAGCAUAUUUUUAUUUAAAAUUUUAAAUAAUUAUAUUUAUUAAUUAUAUUAUAUAUUUUUAUAUUUUAGCGCCUCGCUUCGCUCGGGUGAGCGCCUGGGCGAGCGCCUAGCGCCUCGGGCGUUUUUGGACCUUGGCGCCUUUUGGCGCCUAGCGCUUUUUAAAUCACUGGUCAAAACAAAAGUUUACUGCUUAUAUUAUGGACUAUCUUGCAUCAUUCAGAAACCUCAUGUGUUGCCUCUCUCAAAUUCCCCCCUUCCUGCAAAAAAAACACAGAAUGUAUGUUGAAAUUUUGGAUUUAUCGAUGUGUACAUCGAUCUGAAUCGAUUGUGUUGGUGUCAUCAUUGACAUAAGAC
Musa acuminata AAA Group (dessert banana) is the source of this 2560-nucleotide messenger RNA. RefSeq lists its product as uncharacterized. The record is from RefSeq and is a predicted model, not a curated record. NCBI's taxonomy places the organism in Eukaryota, Viridiplantae, Streptophyta, Magnoliopsida, Zingiberales, Musaceae. The coding region runs from base 61 to 1608 and encodes 515 amino acids. Gene Ontology annotation, molecular function: protein dimerization activity. The transcript has 3 exons.